Messenger RNA from Olea europaea var. sylvestris, 1194 nucleotides. Its product is annotated as ethylene-responsive transcription factor WIN1-like. The coding region runs from base 200 to 751 and encodes 183 amino acids. The record is from RefSeq and is a predicted model, not a curated record. Gene Ontology annotation, biological process: regulation of DNA-templated transcription. The transcript is spliced from 2 exons. Gene Ontology annotation, molecular function: DNA-binding transcription factor activity; DNA binding. NCBI's taxonomy places the organism in Eukaryota, Viridiplantae, Streptophyta, Magnoliopsida, Lamiales, Oleaceae.
CUAGACUCCCCCGUGCCAUGCCUAAAGCCCCUCCGACAAGAGAUCCUUUCUGUGAUAAAUGCUAUGAUUUACACUGAUACAAUAAGUAGAAAAGUCAGUAUUCCUUCACCCUCUUCUCAUAUAAUUCCUUGUCCUCUCGACUUAAAAUUCACCAUUCAUUCCAAUUCUCUUGGCCUGUAUCUUUCUCUCCCUGACAAAUAUGGUACAAUCCAAAAAGUUCAGAGGCGUCAGGCAACGUCACUGGGGGUCUUGGGUUUCCGAGAUUCGACACCCUUUACUGAAGAGAAGGGUGUGGUUGGGGACUUUUGAGACGGCGGAGGAGGCGGCGAGAGCCUACGACGAGGCGGCGAUUUUGAUGAAUGGCCGGAAUGCCAAAACAAACUUCCCUUUUGUUGCUAGCCAGGAUGCAAAUGAUAAUAGUUCUCCAUCAUCCUCAUCAUCUGCAAAUUCUCUUUCGACAAUUCUUAGUGCAAAACUGCGAAAGUGUUGUAAAUCACCAUCUCCUUCUCUCACUUGUUUAAGGUUAGACACUGAGAAUUCUCAUAUCGGAGUAUGGCAAAAGCGGGCCGGGGUACGGUCGGAUUCGAAUUGGAUGAUGACUGUUGAGCUUGACAAGAAGAAUGAUCAGCCACCGUUGCCAGCGGCUGAGGUGGAGAUGGCGCCGGAGAUGGAGAUCGAAACCCGGGAUGGGGUAGAUGAAGAAGAAAAAAUUGCAUUGCAAAUGAUUGAAGAACUUCUUAACAGGAACUGAAAAUUGCUACGUAUCAUUUUCUUAGUUCGAUUGAAUUAAGUUGUGUUAAUUUGUUGGAAAAUGCCAAACGAACAUCGUGGUUGACACAAAGGAAGACACUACACUCACAGUCGAGGUGUGGGUCCCGCACGAAUAAAAUAAUGCCACCCUCCAUGUGAGUGUAUUGUGUCAACCAAUGUGUCAAACUUUGUGGUAGUGUAGCAUGAUUGUAAUUUGAUUGUCAUGUAGCAGUGCAUCGAGACUUUGAAGAAAUAUAUUUAAAUGUUAUACCUUAAGAGAUUGUAUAUAUUGAUUGGGACUUCCUAAGUCGUAGGGAAUUAUUUUUCUUCAAAAAUCACAAAAGAAAUGGAGUUACAAGUGGAAGAUUUCAUUUGUAAUUGGUGUUUUUCAUUUGAAGGUCUUGGAAUAUUUGAAAUAAUUAGAAAUUACACUCACCACCCUUU